GUCCUCCGCCCGUGUGCGUGGGUUAGUGUGUGUGUGUGCGCGUGGGUUAGAGUGGAAUACACUCUGACAUGUUGAGGCAGAGGUAAAGGUGUGGCGCUGCGAAGGAGGAGCAUUAAGUGUCAGAGGGAACAGUUUGAGGAUUCCUCCUGCCGUCACUUACAGGAGCAGCUUGUUAAAGGAGGAGAAGCUUCUAACUUCUUGGAGAUCUGAGCUCCAAGGUCGCUGUUCACAGCCUGAACUGGAUGGAAGCAGCAGGAGAGGAGGUUUUCUAAUCCGCACCGUGUGAAGCAUUUCUGUCCAACAUGCGCAGAUUCAGCUCUGAGGGAUCCCUUCUGGACCUUGACUCCAUACAGUGGGACAAACUGCCCCCAAAGCAGCCAGAAUAUGGAAGCAGGCGGACGUCUGUCAACCCCCCCCCUCAGCUGGAAAUUGAGCAACUCGACGACGCAGGGUCAGCUGGCCUGAUUCCCACCAUCAGAGAGCCGGCGCAGAUACCGGCCGAGGUCAGGAGGAGAGAGCUGAUCAAAGAGCACAGCAGCAGCGCAGAGAACCUCAGCGAUCUGGGGAAGCAGGACACCAACCGCCUCAUGGUGUGUAGCAUCAGCGAAGGCUGCAGGGCCUACAGCGACAGCCAGCUGGCCUCGGUUGCCGAAGACCCUGAGAGUCCAGAGAAAGACGACCAGCGACCCUCAGUCUCCUCAGACCCCUUUGACUUAAAGUCCCAGCAAAGGCAGCACCACCACAGAGCCAAACUCUCUGCUGCUAAGCUGCACCUGAAGAGUCUGUUUGGACAGAGUCCUCAUUCAUCCCACUCAAACCUGUUUAAUGCAGAAGAGAAAAACAGCGCUACAGAGAGGAGGUCUCGCCUGCAUUUCAUGCGCCAGUGGAGUCAGGUGGGCCACAAUAGGAAGGGGCGGAUCAGCCACGACGUGCUGGAGUCCUGGGCUGAGUCUUUGAACGCCCUGCUGGCCAGCCCCAUUGGAGUCUCUGUGUUUGGAGCCUUCCUGCGCUCUGAAUUCAGCGAGGAGAACCUCCAGUUCUACCUGGCCUGUGAGCAGUACAGACACUCCUCCAACAACUUCAGCCUGCAGAGAAGAGCUAAAGACAUCUGCGCCACCUACAUCCAACGCGGCGCUCCUCGUGAGGUCAACCUGGACAGUAAGACCAGGGACCUGACCCUCCAGCUGCUGCAGGCGCCCUCUCACACCUCUCUGCUCCCAGCUCAGAAGAGGGUCUACUCUUUGCUGGACACCGACUGUUACCCGCGCUUCCUCCAGUCCAGCAUCUACCAGUCUCUGCUAAAGGAGGCGGAGUAGAUGCCUGUAAAAAUAACCAACUACACUUGGCUGCGUGUGAGAUUUCCAUUAUUAACGAAUACUGUGAGGAAAGUAAUGCAUUGAUGCCAACCGGACACUGUAAAUGUUUUGCACUUAAAUCGAGACACUGAAAAAAUUCACUUUUUGUUUGAGUUCAGGCAGAUUAAUAAAGUUUUGUUACCAAAACCUGUUUGGCC
This is a messenger RNA of Cyprinodon variegatus (sheepshead minnow), 1513 nucleotides long. Its product is annotated as regulator of G-protein signaling 1-like. NCBI's taxonomy places the organism in Eukaryota, Metazoa, Chordata, Actinopteri, Cyprinodontiformes, Cyprinodontidae. The coding region runs from base 303 to 1316 and encodes 337 amino acids. The record is from RefSeq and is a predicted model, not a curated record. The transcript has 6 exons.